This is a messenger RNA of Carassius auratus (goldfish), 1696 nucleotides long. RefSeq names its product solute carrier family 35 member B1-like. Lineage: Eukaryota; Metazoa; Chordata; Actinopteri; Cypriniformes; Cyprinidae. Gene Ontology annotation, molecular function: UDP-glucose transmembrane transporter activity; UDP-galactose transmembrane transporter activity. Bases 486 to 1475 code for a protein of 329 amino acids. Gene Ontology annotation, cellular component: endoplasmic reticulum membrane; Golgi membrane. The record is from RefSeq and is a predicted model, not a curated record. The transcript is spliced from 10 exons. Gene Ontology annotation, biological process: UDP-galactose transmembrane transport.
AUAGAUUGAGCAGAAAACCUGAGCUGUGAGGGAAGUCAACGCGAUUUAACAAAUAAAGACAUGUUCUUGGCGUAAUACUGAAUUUUAAAUCCGUCUUCGAUCCUGAUAAAGUUACAGGCAUAUCAGCAGAGUACUUGGAGUUCCUCGGGUCCUUCUCCUCUAGUGUCAUUUGACGCUUCAAACCAAAACAUUUAUUAGAGGAUGUCCCAGCAGUAGUUAUCAUCUGCUGUUAUUAAAUGUCAAAAACAGACCGUUAACUCAGCAUCUCGAGUACAGAAUUACUUUUGAGGCUUCCUCGCAAUACCCGGAAACAUAGAUGUGACAUCGGAGGAAGAAGAGCCUCAUCGUCAGAGCAGAAAAUCUAGAGUCGCGUCAUCAUUUCCGGGCUCCCGGUCAUCGCCGGUAGAGUGGAUCGGGACGCAGGAGCGCGGGGGACAGGGAGCGGAGCGGUGUCCGUGUCCAUACCGAGACUGCGGGACGACAGCAUGGCCGCCGGGAAGGCAGCGAGCACACCGUCUCUCUGGCAGAACGAGCGGCUCCGGUUCAUCGUGUGCUUCUGCGGGGUGUUCGUCUGUUAUUUCUACUACGGGAUACUGCAGGAGACGAUCACGCGAGGAGACUACAGCCACGCGGGGAAGAAGGAGCAGUUUCGUUACGCCAUCACACUAGUCUUCAUCCAGUGUAUCAUCAACUCCGCUUUCGCCAGACUCUUGAUUCAGGUUUUUGAGAGCUCAAAGCAGGACCACACGAGAAGCUGGCUGUAUGGCAUGUGCUCUCUGUCUUACCUGGGUGCCAUGGUGUCCAGUAACUCGGCCCUGCAGUAUGUCAACUACCCCACACAGGUGUUGGGGAAAUCUUGUAAACCGAUUCCAGUGAUGAUGCUGGGUGUCACAAUCCUAAGGAAGAAAUAUCCCAUGGCGAAGUAUCUCUGUGUGUUUCUAAUUGUCACCGGGGUCGCUCUCUUCCUCUACAAACCCAACAAAGGCUCCAGCACAUCAGAUGAACACACAUCUGGUUUUGGAGAGAUGCUACUGCUGCUGUCUCUGACUCUGGAUGGGCUGACCGGUGUAGCUCAGGACCACAUGAAGGCACGGUACCAGACAGGAGCCAAUCACAUGAUGCUGAACAUCAACAUGUGGUCCACUCUUGUCCUCGGAAUAACUGUGCUUUGGACAGGGGAGGUGUGGGAGUUUUUGUCAUUUGCUGACCGCUAUCCUGGCAUCAUCUAUAAUAUCCUCCUGUUUGGUAUCACUAGCGCUCUUGGACAGACUUUCAUCUUCAUGACUGUGGUGUAUUUUGGGCCGCUCACCUGUUCCAUCAUCACAACCACACGGAAGUUCUUCACCAUCCUGGGGUCUGUGCUGCUGUUUGGGAACAUCAUCAACCCUAUGCAGUGGUUUGGUACCAUCCUCGUCUUCCUCGGCCUUGGACUGGAUGCCAAAUUUGGAAAGUCUCCUAAGAAGACGACAUACUGAAGACUGGAACCCUGUGUGUGCCUGCGUUUGAACCCCUGAAACAAACAUAGACAUUUACUCUAAAACCUUUACCACACUAACUUCAUCAUUGGUGUACUUAAGAGAUGACGUUUUAGCACUCAAAAUAUUGUUAUGCUGAUGUUUGGAACAUUUAAUUAUGGGUUAUAUUUCCCCAUCAUUUAGCAAAAUGGUAUCCUUGGAAACAGAGGAACAGUGCUAAU